AUGUCGCCAUUACUUCAUAAACCAACGAAUAAUUCGUUUCGCAUCGCAGAAAUGGCUCUCUAUGGAAAUAAACAUUACAGACCGACCGUUUUUCGACAAGCGAAUGAUCCUGUUGGCGCCCGAUAUGUUAUCACAACUGAUGAGUAUCCGUGUCCCACCUAUCCGGACUUUCUAUUCGGCUUCGGCUAUCUAAUACCGGAAAAAGCACGAGAUGCUCUACUUUACACUUCCUACCAAGAUCCCAACGUUCCAUUUCGAAUCUCAGAUGUUUAUAUGACUGGAAUACUUCCAGACUAUCUAUCACUUCCUCAUUCGUUAUCAAGGUAA
This is a messenger RNA of Adineta ricciae, 327 nucleotides long. Lineage: Eukaryota; Metazoa; Rotifera; Eurotatoria; Adinetida; Adinetidae. The record is from the annotation of a GenBank genome assembly.